AUGCCACGCCGCAAAAAGACUAUUGACGACAUCGUCAGCACCGCCACCACCCAGACACAAUCGCGUCUUCUAGGCGUACCAGUCGCGGUUCGCAACCGCAUCUACGAGCUGGUCUUCAAGAAGGAAGGAACAUGCCAUGUCAGUCACCGCCGCAAAGACGGAAACCCCAAAGGUCUUAUCAGGGUCCCGGGACUGCUGCUGGCCUGCAAGCAAACGUAUGCCGAGUCCGUUCAGCUCUUCUACGGCAAGACCAUCUUCACCUGUAGCGCACCGUACAGACUCGAACAAUGGCCCCGCAAGCUGGCGUCGACCCAUCGCGUUCUGGUGAAGAAAAUCAUGCUGAGUCCUUAUCCCUCGUCUUGGCGUACUGGACAGAUGGCUGCGACGUUCAAGUGCGAGGAGGAGAAGUUCUUGAAGAUCAUCAGAGAGUGGGUCGUGAAGCGCAAGGAGAUCAAGGAGAGAGUGAUGGUUGUUGGCAACUAUCCUAUGCCAUUUUACUUCUUCAGACGCGCUCAUGCCUUCACGGUGCUGGAGAAUGGCCGCAUGGAGUAUGAGUUGAUCAAGGACACGGGUCCUCUGUGGCCGAAGACUUGA
Molecule: messenger RNA, 594 nt
Organism: Fulvia fulva
Lineage: Eukaryota; Fungi; Ascomycota; Dothideomycetes; Mycosphaerellales; Mycosphaerellaceae
Exons: 1
Coding region: 1-594 (197 amino acids)
Source: RefSeq, a predicted model, not a curated record